AUGAACGAGGCCAACAAAGAGCAGGCGGAAAAGUGCCUGGAGGUGGCAGAGGCAGCGCUGAAGGCGGGAGACACGGCGAAAGCAGAGCGAUUCGCCGGCAAGGCACUGAAGCUCUUCCCACAAGACAAGGCGCGGCUGCUGCUUGCACGCAUCAAGCGGGCUGCGGGCGCCACCCCCAGCAGCAGCACCGGCGGCGGCGCAUCAGCAGCAACCAACGGCCACCACCAUGGGGCAUGCCCCACGGGCAUGGGCACGGGGCCCAACCUGCGCCAACGCCAGCACGCUUCUACGGCGACAUCAGGCGCACGGGCCAGCAGCAGCAGCCGGCAUGAGCCGCCAGACGAGGACCACAAGGCCACGCCCGAGCAGCGGGAGCUGGUGCGGCGCAUCCGGGGCACGACAGAGUAUUAUGAGGUGCUGCAGAUAGAGCGUACCGCCUCGGACGACGACAUCAAGAAAGCGUACCGCCGCCUAGCCCUCAAGCUGCACCCCGACAAGAACAAGGCGCGGGGCGCGGACGAGGCGUUCAAGGCCGUCUCCAAGGCCUUCACCUGUCUCAGCGACCCCGCCAAGCGCCGCCACUACGACGCGCACGGGCGCGAGGAGGGAGCAGCGGUGGGCGGGGCCGGCGGCGGCGGCGGCGGCUUCCGCGGCGGCGGCGGCGGCAUGGGGGACAUUGACCCGGAGGAGCUGUUCAACAUGUUCUUUGGCGGCAACCCCUUCAUGGGCGGCCGCGUGUACACCGCCAACUUCGGCGGGCAGGCGUACCGCCAGGCGCACGCGCGGCGGCAUCAGCAGGCGGCGGGCCGCGGCCAGGCGCCCACCGAGGCAAACCCACUGAUGCAGCUGAUGCAGCUGCUGCCGCUGCUGCUGCUGCUCAUGUUCACCUUCUUCUCGAGCCGCUCCCAGCCCGUGUACAGCCUGCAGCCGACCCGGGAGUACCGCCAGCAGUACGCCACCGCCACCUACGAGGUGCCCUUCUAUGUCAAGGACGCCCAGCAGCUGCGCAGCAAGUACCCGCCUGGCAGCCGAGAGCGGGUGCGGCUGGAGCACCAGAUAGAGUCUGAGUAUCGCGGCUCGCUGCAGCAGCAGUGCUACAAUGAGCGCAUGCUGCAGGCAAGAGGCUGCCGCCUGCCUGCUUGGCUUACGGAUUGUCUGCCUAACAGUCAACGCUAUCACUACUAUGGGCGGCGGGAGGAGGCUCGGCACAUGGAGCUCAAGUCGUGCGAUGAGCUCAGCCGCCGCUUUGCCAGCCGCUCGGCCAGCGGCCUGCGGUGA
Molecule: messenger RNA, 1278 nt
Organism: Chlorella variabilis
Lineage: Eukaryota; Viridiplantae; Chlorophyta; Trebouxiophyceae; Chlorellales; Chlorellaceae
Exons: 7
Coding region: 1-1278 (425 amino acids)
Biological process (GO): cellular response to misfolded protein
Cellular component (GO): endoplasmic reticulum membrane
Molecular function (GO): Hsp70 protein binding
Source: RefSeq, a predicted model, not a curated record